CUGAGCUAUUUAUAAGAGAAGACAGUAGUAUAUUAUUGACAGCUAAAUAAGAUGUUGACAUCUAGAGUACCUAGGACAUGCACCUAAUGCCUUUCUUCUCAGAUGUGCAUGGAUAUCUGCAGUACUUAGUGAGGAGGAGAAUUGUCUUAUCGUCUUGACAGGUAAAUCAUUGCACAUCUAGAUUCAAAUUAUUUUUCUGUUUGCUUAUAUUGCUAAUCAUGUGACCUACAGCCAAUGACAUACAUCAAAUCCAGCCAUGUGCAAUAAGUUAUUAUUGUAGAUUCGUCAUCAUUCAAAUCAUCCAGCCAUCUCAAAAGUGCAGCUUGAAGCUAUAGGUAGCUUUUUCUAAUCUGAAAACUAGGUUUUCAGCUUCGUGAUCAGCAAUAAAACCUUUGAGCUAGCCAACGUGUUUUAAUGCUGGUGCACUCGGAUUCGAUGAUGCAAUAAUGCUCUCGAUUGAGUAAAUGCACUCGCUACGCUCGAGCAUUAUUGCAUCGUCUUCGUGGAUACAUUAAAAACUUAUUGCUAGCUAUAAGUGUGUACUUAAAGUUGCGGUCAGUGAAGUCAUACAAUGUGGAUUGUGGGGGCUGAAAAUGUAUAAGGGAGACCAAGUUGGCAAGGUAACUGAUUGGUUUGUCUACCGAGGGCGUAUCUGCCCCUUCACUUAUAUACCUCAGCAUUCAUUCUCUGAGUACAGUGUGAAUCAAGACUACAUAAGAUGUCAACAAAUGCAGUGCUCAAGUUUAGAAGGACUCACAGAUUUUACUGGCUUUGUCUUACUGCAUUCACAGUUGCAAUCACUUGCUGUGAAUCAACCUUUGAGUGGAGCUGCUCUAACGCUGUAUCAGACAGUGAUUCAUGCAAUGAUCACCUAUAUAUUCCUGACAUAGAUGUUGAUAUAAACAAUUUGGGAGACAUUGAGUCCACCUAUCCUGCGACUGUCAUCAUUUACCCCGUGACAUUAAACUCUCUGGAUUGUAAUGGCAUUGUCACUGGAGUGGAAUAUUGCUACAGAAGAGCUGAUUUAAACUCAAACAUUUUCACAUUGCUCAUUUUGAGAGAGAAUGCAGACACGUUUAGAAUUACUAGAGUUAUGCUCAUUCCCCGCCCACCUAGUACCGAUGAAACGUGCAAUGGAAUGAUAUGCUGUGGCUCACACAGCUUCACCUCUGUUGAGCAAUUUGAACUGCCAAUAAGUAACUUUGCAUUUGGAGUUAUAGAUCCUAUUGGUGGACAUGAACUUUUUGGCUUUCAUAGCACCCGCACAGAAUUUCAAACCUUGCAAUACCUUAUUCUUCCUAGUAGUGUAACUAUUACUGUCAACGCAGCCAUAACAAAAUCUGGACGUCUUGAAAAUUGAACGAUUCGGAUUAUGAGAUUUGUUGUUGAAAUCUCUUCUGAUGGUUCAAUUACCACAGCUCCAAACACAGCAGCACCAGAAAUCUCUUCUGAUGGUUCAACUACCACAGCUCCAAACACAGCAGCACCAGAAAUCUCUUCUGAUGGUUCAACUACCACAGCUCCAAACACAGCAGCACCCCCCUCUGGGGGGACAGGUGGUGGUGACAGCUCUCUCCCUAUUAUCCUGGGUGGAGUGGUUGGUGUACUGGUGUUCGUGGUGCUACUGAUGGUGGGUGUGUUUGUGUUGGUUGUGUGCAUUCGUACGAGGAAGAGAUCUACUGAUAAAUGGAAGCCUGAGGUCGUAUCUGAACGACAACUUGCAGAGGGUAGUCAGAGAGGGGUGAUCAAUAAUGGUAUCCUCAGCACUGGGGAUGCUGAAGAGGAAGUUAUUGAGCUAAACUUUCCAAGGCAACUGACCGAAACUAUUACCCAAAAUCCAUUGUACAUGCCCAACACAGAUGCAUCCAUCAACUACGAGGGAGAGUAUGAAUAUUCUUACAUUGAUCCAGAAGAUAUACGCAUUCUAGCAAGAAAUCCAAUUGUCAGUCAAGAUAAAACAGACAAAGUAGCCACUUCAACAAGGAGAUCUGGAGAUGGCUCAGAAAUGGCCACAUCAGCACCAUUGACCAGAAAAGAAAUGCAUUAUAAUCAAGUACCUACUGCUGACAAUAUUUGUUAUGGCUCAACUAUUCCACGAGGUCAUUCUGACCAAGUGCCAACUUCUGACGAUGUUGCUUAUGGCUCUGCUGCUUGACAAGAAAAACCAAUUGACUUGUUGGAUGUUCUGGCUUGAUUAAAUGAAUUACGUGUGUAGCUAUAUUAUUCCUUAUCAUCUGUCUAAAACUAUGGCCAGUAAAGUCAUAUACAGAUUGUGUGAACACUCAUUAACCCGAGCCACGGGUCAGUCAUUCAGUGUGUUUGUUUGUUGUUUUGUCCGUCUGUAAUUUUUCCGAUAUAAUUAUUAUUUCAGCUAACUUUGAUUGC
This is a messenger RNA of Halichondria panicea, 2385 nucleotides long. RefSeq lists its product as uncharacterized. Lineage: Eukaryota; Metazoa; Porifera; Demospongiae; Suberitida; Halichondriidae. Bases 1373 to 2155 code for a protein of 260 amino acids. The transcript is spliced from 4 exons. The record is from RefSeq and is a predicted model, not a curated record.